Messenger RNA from Gallus gallus (chicken), 1201 nucleotides. It is a transcript of the gene FAM237A, whose product is annotated as family with sequence similarity 237 member A. The coding region runs from base 441 to 989 and encodes 182 amino acids. NCBI's taxonomy places the organism in Eukaryota, Metazoa, Chordata, Aves, Galliformes, Phasianidae. The transcript has 3 exons. The record is from RefSeq and is marked validated.
GCAGCCAAGCACAGCAAGGAAGACAACUUGGUGGCCGAGCCUGGUCCAGACAACCGGAGCUCCAGCAUGGGGACCUCCUUCUUACCCUCAGUACAUCACUGCUGGGAGAGGGGACAAGGAGAGGGCUGCCGCUUGGGCAAGUACCGGCUCAGGGACCGUUCUUCACUGACAGCCCCCUCCGGCGGGGCAGACGAGCGGAGCACGCCUUAUAGCAGGGGCAGCUCCGCUAAGGGAAGCGGCCCAUUUUAUCGCGUGGGGGAGGGAAAAAGCGCCGAGUGCCCAGGAACAGCGGCCAGGGCUCUGGGGGUGGGGGCUUUCCCCCGAGUCCUGACGUAGAAAGUAAGCCGGGAUGACCGCCCCGGCUUCUUAAGGAGCGCGGCGGCGGGCGCGGUAAGCGCCCUGCCCGGCUCUCCCUGCACGCCGGAGCGCCGAGUGACACAAUGGAUUUUGGUAACAGAGGGAGAAUCCACUGCAACAUGAGGCUCACCUACUGUCUGCUAGUCAUGGGAGUGUUCUGUGUGACACCUUCCCUCUGCCAUAGCCAGAUUGAUCCACUGGCUCUUGGGCGAGCAGACCCUCAGUGCUGGGAAUCCUCCUCAGCUGUAUUACUGGAGAUGAGGAAGCCUCGCAUUUCUGACUCUGUCAGUGGCUUUUGGGACUUCAUGAUCUUCCUGAAAUCAUCAGAAAACUUGAAACAUGGGGCUCUGUUCUGGGACCUGGCUCAGCUAUUCUGGGAUAUCUAUGUGGACUGUGUGCUCUCCAGAACCCAUGGCCUAGGAAAAAGACAGCUUGCAAAAGCUCAACAGAGGAUCACUACUCUACCUUCUCAGUUCACAGGGAGAAACCAAGGGAUGUUCACUCAUAUUCAGAGGUCACCAGUUCUGACGAAGAAAGACUUCUUUGAAGAUUUAAUAAAAAACCACAAGCAUAAGAGUAGAUCUACGUUACUUGGAAGAAUCACUGGAGAGCUAGGGAAAAAGAGGAAAUGACACAUUUAAUCCAAGAUCUCAAUUUGUAGUUUUUUUAACUGUUUCUCUUUUUUGCAUUUUAAGUCCCACUGAUGUUAAUUUGCAGGUGGACAAAUGCCUAUAACUAGUACUGUAUCUGAUUAACUUCUGGGUUGUUGUCUUGUUUUGUUUUUGUGUUGUUUUUUUUCUUAAGUGCCUAUGAAUUUAGUCUCCGUAAUAAACUGCAUGGUUUA